GAAUUGCCAGUCCAAAAUUGACGCUCACCCAAGAAGGUCACAAACCAUUACAAUGAGUCGACUUGUUCUGGCUGCAUUCCUGGUCGGAACCUUGCUGACCUCCACGACCUUGGCCCGCUACUGCGAUGGAAUUCCGGAGGGAACCCUCAUAAACUGGCACGACGUAGCGCUGUGCAACAGAUUCUACGCGUGCCAGCAUGGCGUCGAUCACGAGUGGUUCUGUCCCCCGGGGCAGUUCUUCAGCCAGCGCAACCAACAGUGCGAGGCCACGUGCAACGUGAUUGAUAGGCAGCAAUGGUGCGCCGGACUGCCCGAUGGAACGUUUAUCCGAAUUCCUCCGGGUGAACCGGCGGACUGCAACCGCUACUACACGUGUAUGGCCGGAGUGAUGCACCCGCAGGCUUGUCCGCCCGGGUUCUGGUUCUCGCAGCAGCUGCAGAUGUGCGUGGUUGAUCAGUCGCAGUGUUAAAAGGAAGUGCUUUGUACUUAAUCAUACGUUUCUUGUAAUAAACUUGUGUCAAUAUC
This is a messenger RNA of Culex pipiens pallens (northern house mosquito), 525 nucleotides long. RefSeq lists its product as uncharacterized. Gene Ontology annotation, molecular function: chitin binding. The record is from RefSeq and is a predicted model, not a curated record. Bases 53 to 469 code for a protein of 138 amino acids. NCBI's taxonomy places the organism in Eukaryota, Metazoa, Arthropoda, Insecta, Diptera, Culicidae. The transcript is spliced from 2 exons. Gene Ontology annotation, cellular component: extracellular region.